AGUCCCUACAAUUUUACUAUUAUUCAAAAUUACUGUCUUUGUUGUAUGGUCGGUUUCAGAAACCUCGGCAGAACCCUCGACUCUGCUUACCGUACGCCCAAAAUCCGAGAGAUCGGAAAAGGAAGUGCGUAAAGCCUCAAUGGCAGCCGCGACCGACGCCGUCGAGUCCUUCAAACCCUAUCGCCUCAAGCACUCCCUAUCGGGCCACAAGCGUGCCGUUUCCUGCGUCAAAUUUUCCGACGACGGCCGUUUUCUCGCCUCCUGCUCCGCCGACAAGACCGCUCGCACUUACUCCGUGUCCUCACCCGAGGCUUCGCACAACGAAUUCCAUGGCCACGAGUUCGGCCUAUCGGACCUUGCUUUCUCGUCCGACUCCCGCUUCCUUGCCACCGCCUCCGACGACCGUACGGUCCGGCUCUGGGAUGUGGGGACUGGGUCGCUUUUGAAAACCCUAACUGGCCACAGUAAUUACGUUUUCUGCGUCAAUUUUAACCCCCAAUCAAAUCUGCUUGCUUCCGGUUCCUUCGAUGAGACCGUCCGAAUUUGGGAUGUCAAGUCUGGGAAGUGCUUGAAGGUGCUACCUGCUCACUCCGACCCUGUUACUGCGGUUCAUUUUAAUCUGGAUGGAUCCUUGAUUGUUUCGAGCAGUUAUGAUGGACUGUGCAGGAUUUGGGAUGCUUCGACUGGUCAUUGUAUGAAAACACUCAUUGAUGAUGAGCAUCCGCCUGUUAGCUUUGUGAAAUUCUCACCCAAUGGAAAAUUUAUUCUGGUGGGAACGCUGGACAAUACUUUGCGACUCUGGAAUUUUUCCACAGGGAAGUAUCUAAAAACAUACACUGGCCAUGUCAACACCAAGUACUGCAUCUCCUCGACAUUUUCCAUAACAAAUGGGAAGUAUAUUGUGAGCGGUUCCGAGGACAAUUGUGUUUACCUAUGGGAGCUGCAGUCUCGGAAAAUAGUUCAGAAGCUAGAAGGUCAUACAGACGCCGUGUUAUCUGUGUCAUGCAACGCAAAUGAGAACAUGAUCGCGUCUGGUGCUCUCGACAACGACAAGACAGUAAAGAUUUGGACCCAAGACGAGGAUUGAUUCAUUCCUUUGCCGCUACUAUCUCCGGUCCUCUCUCUCUCUCUCUGUAGUGCAGAAAGUGUUUAUGUUUUAAUACAUGUUUUGAUUAUUGGGUGUCUAGCAUGCAUUGAAGUCUUGGCAUCUACUUGUAAUUUCCAACUAGUUUUAAUGGCUGAGUGUGACCUGACCUAAAGCUUUAACAUUGACUUGUUUUGGAAGCCCACAUUUUUGGUGUGGUGCAUAAGCAUUGUUUGUGCUGAUACAUGGGUGUGUUUGUUUGGGUGUUUGGAUUUUGAGUUGGGAUUUGAAUAGUAAAAAUUUUGAAUUUGAAUAAUUGUAUAAAUGUGAUAUAAAUAGGUGAUGAUGUCAUGUUUUGAAUGUAAAAUUGAUUUUUAGUAUAAUAUAAAAAAUGAAAAAUAGGUGUUUGAUUUGAUAUUUUUUUGGGGAAAAAAUUGGAUGAAUAGUGUAAAUCCAAUCCAAUCCCCAAACAAACACACUCGAGAUGGAUUUGGAAAAAUAUUGGGCUAGGGUUGCUAGAUUUGAUUUCAACGCAUAUAAUUCAUUCACUUCUACGCUUAGAUCUCCAGAGAGAGAAAAAGUAAGUAUCAGGUGUUACAUAUACGUAUAUAGAUAUGUUUGUCGUUGCCCGCGAGUUGAGCUGAGGAGAGAGAGGAGGUUGAGGACAGAACAGUGCGGCCAUAUAUAUGUAUGGAUGGAUGGAUAAGAGUGGUCGAACAGAGCAGAGCAGAUCGCCACACGCACAAAAUUGAAUAGAAUAAAAACUUGUUAAUUUGAGUCAUGGAAUCGGCGGCGGCAAUCGUCGAGCGAGCAUCGCAGGGCGGCGGCAAAAGGUGGAGACGCUCCUCCUCCUCCGAUCAUCAGAAUCAUCCUGAGAUUGAGGCGCGCGUGAGCGAGAGGACGGUCCUGAUAAAAAUCCAGUGCGAGAGGCAGAAAGGAAUUCUGGUCAAAGUACUCGCUGAGGUCGAGAAUCUCAACCUCUCUGUCGUCAGCUCCAGCGUCACAUCAUUUGGGGAUUCCGCCAUUGAUAUCACCAUUGUUGCACAGAUGGAGGAAGAAGCAAGCCUUGUCGGUAGGGACGUUGUGGAAGCUCUUCGAUCUCUUCUGCCCGAGGCUGCUACAGCACCAGCUGCCGUGAUCUGACUUGAAGCCGGGUCUUUGGAACCCUCCUUGCUUGAUCGGUCGAUCAAUUGCGUGUAAUAAAGCAAUUAAAUCCCAUAAUGGUAAAUUGACAACAUUGCCACUGUGUAUAGAGCAGCGUGAGCAGCUCAGCCAGCCAUUGGAUGCUCCUUCGCCUGCGACAAUUAUAUAAGUAUGUACACAUUUCCCUUACACUGAUGUCCUAGACUCGGAUUCUGCAUCCGCACUGUAAUGCAAGGGUAAGUAAUGCAAAUCAACGCCCAGAAUUCUAAACCUAGCUUAUUACGUUGAUGCCGAGCGGUCAUCCAUCGAUCUUUCUCCCUGGACAUUGUCGACGCACGCACGCGCAUAUAUACAUAUAUAUAUAUAUAUAUGUGUGUGUAUGUAUAUCAAUAUAUAUGUCGAUAGAUAUAUGGAUGGAUCCUAGCUAGCUCGGACAUUGUCUUCUCAGGCGGAUUGGAAAAGCCCUUCAUAUAUAUGGGAAACUUGGGAUUGUUGGGAUAAAUAAAUUAAGUAAUAUAUAUUCAGCUCAAGUGUCACGCAUGCAAAUGCACAUGUUAUAAUUUAAUCAUUUGUCGUUUGUUUCUUACAUGAACAUUGGACCCUGCUGCAUGGCCUCGCGUGCAUGUUUUAAAAAUUAUUAUUUUAUCUGUUAUUCAAAUUUAUUAUUAUUA
Andrographis paniculata is the source of this 2898-nucleotide messenger RNA. RefSeq names its product COMPASS-like H3K4 histone methylase component WDR5A. The transcript has 4 exons. Gene Ontology annotation, molecular function: histone binding. Gene Ontology annotation, cellular component: Set1C/COMPASS complex. The coding region runs from base 140 to 1087 and encodes 315 amino acids. The record is from RefSeq and is a predicted model, not a curated record. Lineage: Eukaryota; Viridiplantae; Streptophyta; Magnoliopsida; Lamiales; Acanthaceae.